Cheilinus undulatus (humphead wrasse) is the source of this 1517-nucleotide messenger RNA. It is a transcript of the gene bphl, whose product is annotated as biphenyl hydrolase like. Bases 326 to 1222 code for a protein of 298 amino acids. NCBI's taxonomy places the organism in Eukaryota, Metazoa, Chordata, Actinopteri, Labriformes, Labridae. The record is from RefSeq and is a predicted model, not a curated record. The transcript has 8 exons.
UAAGUGAAUGUAAUUUCUCGGACUUUCUCUUUAAAUCCUUCGUUGGACUCCAGACCAUGAGGAGGUGGACUCUCCCUAUCAGCCUGCAGCUUCCUGGAUCUCCCUCCUGCAGGAGGUUGCAUGGCCGGAUUACACGAGUCUCUCUAAAACUUUUACUAACUUAACAAACUCUGCAGAGGAGUUGCUCCCAGUCUGUGUGAGCCUGUAAGUCAUGGCGUUGCUCGUUAACGGAGGCCGUUUCCUCAAAUUCAACAUUAAACGAGCCAUGACAGCGUACAGAGGGUUUAGGUUUAUGGAACAGCAUGCUACUAAAGAGGCUUGAAAUAUGGACGAAGUCAAUGACCUUCUUCACUCACUGUAUGCUCCAAAUACAGUAAAGGGGUCCCAACAUCCUGCAUGCAUGCAGACUUCUCAUCAGCCCCCUGGUAACAAGAUGAUUCAGCUUAAUAGCUCUGCUGUGGCCUCAGGGAAGCAGCAUGUUAACGGAGUGGAUCUGUACUACGAGCAGACAGGCAAAGGGAAGCACGCUGUGCUGUUACUUCCUGGUGCUAUUGGAAGCACUCGUACUGAUUUUGGCCCUCAGCUGAAGUCACUGAAUAAGGAACACUUCACUGUGGUUGGCUGGGAUCCCCGUGGAUAUGGACAGUCCCGUCCCCCAGACAGAGACUUCCCCCUGGACUUCUUCGAGAGGGAUGCAAAGGACGCUGUUGAUCUGAUGAAGACAUUGGGCUUUGGAAAGUUUUCUCUGCUGGGCUGGAGUGAUGGAGGAAUGACGGCUCUGAUUGCAGCAGCAAGGUACCCCGACCUAAUCAACAAGAUUGUUGUUUGGGGAGCCAACGCCUUUGUAACUCAGCAUGACCUUCAGCUUUAUGAAGGGGUCCGUGAUGUCUCCAAGUGGAGUGUGAGGAUGAGGCAGCCUCUGGAGAAGGUGUACGGAGCAGAAGCAUUCGCUAAAAACUGGAGUGCCUGGGUGGAUGGAAUCGCACAGUUUGCAAAGAGACCCGAAGGUAGUGUCUGCAUGGAGCAUCUACCUCUGAUCAGCUGUCCCACCCUCAUCAUCCACGGAGAGAAAGAUCCUGUGGUGCCCACCUCUCACGCACACUACAUCUCCAAACACGUCAAAGGAUCACGACUGCACCUGAUGCCAGAAGGUAAACACAACCUCCACCUGAGGUACGCUGAUGAAUUCAACAAGCUGGCUGAAGACUUUCUGGAAGAAUGAGUGAUUUAUAAAAUACACUUAACUAGUGACAGAUCAUUUUGUAGAGACGAACCAGGGGAAAUGAGUUAGAAAUCAUAAUAUAGAAUACUUUAUCUGUUAAUCCCCAAAUGGUAAGUGAUGGAAGAAAUAGUAAUCAAUACUUUUCUGCACAUAUUGACACAAAUAAAAGUAAUUUUGGCUGUUAUUUCACUUUUAUUUAGGUAGCAAGCUUUGUUGAUCAAGUAAUAUUAAAAGAUGUGUAUAUUUUUAAUAUUUUCCUUGUGUAUUUUCCUACAAAUAAAUUAUUGUGGAUGAA